AUGUCUGAAUUCAGAUAUAACAGUUUCUUAGCUUGCCUUGGUCAAGCAUUCUGCCUUCACAUAUACGGAGGGGCCACACUCUUUAUAUUGUCUGUAAUGGCUUUAGAUCGAUAUGUAGCUAUCUGCUAUCCUUUAAGAUACCACACUAUUUUGACAAAGGGCCUUGUUGGAAACCUAAUUAUGAUGGGGAUGCUAUUUGCAGUGGUUUCUCCGAGCCUCAAUCCACUGAUAUAUGGGAUUAAAAGUAAAGAAAUUAAAGUGAAACUGAAACAACUCUUCUUUCAGUUACCUGGGACAGGUGGCCUGAAAGUUCAAGUAAACACUGUCUCAAUGUAA
This is a messenger RNA of Hypomesus transpacificus, 336 nucleotides long. RefSeq names its product olfactory receptor 4A5-like. The transcript is spliced from 2 exons. Bases 1 to 336 code for a protein of 111 amino acids. Lineage: Eukaryota; Metazoa; Chordata; Actinopteri; Osmeriformes; Osmeridae. Gene Ontology annotation, cellular component: membrane. Gene Ontology annotation, molecular function: G protein-coupled receptor activity. The record is from RefSeq and is a predicted model, not a curated record. Gene Ontology annotation, biological process: G protein-coupled receptor signaling pathway.